GCCUCUAAUUGUCAGCUGCAAGGUGACACCAAUAGUGGAUUUCAGCCCCCUAUCAAAGCACCGCAGGUAGCAUGUUUCUCAUAACAACUUAAAAUUUACCCUGCACGGUGUUUCACUUUCAGGAGAACCAUGCAUGGGCUGGCUAUUUCAGUACAACGACCGAAGGAAGAAAGAUGGAUUGAGGUACCCGAAAAUAGUGGGCAAUGGCCGUGGGGGCGAAAUCUACCAUCGCCCUCCUCAUGCCCCAUUCAAACUGCAGGGUCGUUGCCUUGUCUAGAACUGGGCAAUUGUACAUGGUUCUUUCGUGCCUUGUACGUAUCGCCUGCAGCUCCCGUGGGAGCUAACGAGUCCAUGGAAUGCCAUUUACAGGAUCUGAAUGGAGCGUCACAGUAUCUUGUUUAUCUGAAGCGUUUAAAAUAUGAAGCAGACAUCCAUGGUAUACUGUCUGGAAGACAUCCCGUUCAACUGCUUGGGCGUUGUCCCGCUACGACUUCAUACGGGGAUCAUCCUCCGGAUCGCCCCCAAUCUCACUCUAGAAUACGAAAUCUUUUCUCUCGGUUGGCCUUGGGUCGACUCCGCCCCCCAUGAAGGAUGUAGCCUCAGGAGCUACUUCAGGAACCUACCUAUUGCGGACGGCUUGUCAUGUCCUGAGUGGGCAGUGUCAGAGCCUUGGCCGGGCUCUGACCUAGUGUUGCUAAUGGCACACGGGAACUGUUGGUUGGGGGCCAAUGAUCCAUCCGACUUAAAAGGAUGAGAUACAUCUCC
This is a messenger RNA of Aspergillus piperis CBS 112811, 765 nucleotides long. RefSeq lists its product as uncharacterized. The transcript has 2 exons. The coding region runs from base 130 to 588 and encodes 152 amino acids. NCBI's taxonomy places the organism in Eukaryota, Fungi, Ascomycota, Eurotiomycetes, Eurotiales, Aspergillaceae. The record is from RefSeq and is a predicted model, not a curated record.